AUGCAGCAUAGCAGACAAAAUUCAUCUUGCAAUUAUCAAAGAUUUAUCAAAGCACUUUUUACUUUAAUUAUGCUUUCAGCGUCCUCAGAAGUUUUAAUAGCAUACUCAAAGCCUUCAAGUGUUACUGCAAAUUUGAUUUCAAAUAUCCGAUUAGAAAUUUCUGGCAUUAAUUCAACUGAAAUUUCUUUAUGUGAUUUUUCCCAAUUGGAAGAAGAAAUUCUAGCUCGGCCAAAUCUGCUUGCAAUUUUUGAUAUAACCAAUAGCCUAGAUUCUGAGUUCAAGAUCUCAAAACUCUGCGAAGAUAACUUUCUCAUACAUUUUGUGGUUUCUGACAAUUUGGUUUACCAUAAUAAAAAAACUUUUUCCCUCUCAUGCUCAAAACAAAUUUUAAGAGAGGCUUUUAUUGCUACUUUAGGCUACUUUAACUGAACUGAUGGGAUUGCUUUAACUACUGUAGAGAAAUACUCAGAUUCACAGCUUUUGCUCAAUGAUUACUCUAUUGAGCUGUUUUCACUUAGCUCAAAUAGCUCAAUUCAAAAUUUUGUGCAAAGAGACCUAAUGAAUUUAGGCUCGUCACUUUUUUAUUUAUUUGCUGACAAAAAUACUUCUCUUGAAAUCCAGCAAGCAUUAAUGAAUUCAAAAAUGCUGGCCAGUGAAACAGGAAUUUUGCUUAUCGGUGAAAGCAGUUAUGGAUCCACUGUUGAAGGAGCUCUAGCAGUUGUCGAAAAAGGCAGAGAAUUAGUUGAUUCUUAUGAAAAAUACUUAUCAGUUGCUUUAUCUGAAUUAAUUUUAAUUUUAAACAAUAUUUCAACCGUAGAUGAUUUAUGAAUCUUGCUAUCAAAAAUGUGUCCAAAUCAUUAUUGCUUCAAUCAAUUUUCUCUUAUAAAUAUCAGCCAAGGCCAAAGAAAAGUUGUAGGAUCCAUUGUAGGAAAAAAAAUUUCUAUAACCUCCCCUAUCAUAUUUCCAGGAAAUUUAGAAAAAACUCCAGCAUCUCAAAAAAAAAUUUUAUACAUCAGCGCAAACGACGGAAUAACUAACCCUGGCUCUGUGUCUGUGCCAGCAAUAAUACGCCAUUUAUGGGGCCUUACACUUGCAGUCAAAACUAUCAAUACCAAGUCUGAUAUCUUACAAAAUUUUCAGCUGAAAGUUAAUGAUUUUGACUGUGGAGUUAGUAUAUAUAAUGCAACGUUUUUUAAUAAUUGCAUAAGCAAAGAUAGGAAUAAAUUGGGAUUAGCCCAUAUUUUUUCUAUAGGGACCCCGACUGCUUACGGGGAAAUUGCUACACUGGCAAAAUUAAACAUUACUAUACCUUGUGUUGGAGCUAUAAACGUUGACCCAGGCCUUUCUAAUAUGACUCAAUAUCCAUUUUAUACACGUGUAAGCUUGCCAAGUAAUGUAUUAUAUGCACAGGCUCCUUUAAUAUUAAAAGUUCUUGGCUGGAGCAGCGUUGCAGUCCUCUAUCAAAAUGACAGCUUGGGAAUUACAGCCUAUCAUUAUAUUAGCCAAACCGCUGAAAAGCAAAAAAUAAAAAUUGUUAAUUCUCUAAAAAUAAUCCCAGCCCUCCUUAAUAGGGAUCAGCUAAAAAAUUAUACUAAUGUGAUACAAGAUAUCAUAGAUUCGCAUGCUAGGAUGGUAAUAUAUGUAUUGAAUCCUCCUUUAACAGAUUAUGUUACAGAAUUAUUCUAUGAUUUAGGCAUAAGAAAAGGGGAUAUUUUUAUUUACUCAGUUAUAGAAGUUUCCUAUGUUUGGCGCUGUAAGGCCGAUAAAUUCUGAUCGGAAUUUAUCGGUAGGUUGCACAAAUCAAUGCCUUGGUCGGACCCAAAAAGCGAUUUGGUCCGACGAACUUGGAAAGCCUGGGAAAAUGUCUGCGCUUUUAGCGCUAUAUAGAGGAAACCUCUAUAUUUCUGCAUGGCUCUCUUCGAUUGGUAAUAAAGAUGAUUAUACAUAUAAAAGACUAAAUAUUGCUGUGCCGUUGAUGACUGUUAUCCAAUCGGCAUUUGUUGACGAAAAAGGGAGAAAAAUUCAUGAUGAACUAUAUGCAGUUCAUGGAAACAAUGAGCCUACUUCUUAUAGUUGCUUGUAUUAUGAUGCUACUUAUUUGAUAGCAGCAGCUUUGGACUGGACCAUAAACCAAGGGAAUGAUUACACCAAUCCUUAUAUUCUUCAGGCAUCUAUUAGGAAUAUAAAAUUUACAGGGUGCAGUGGAAAAAUUUAUAUACAAAAAGAUAGUAAUGAUGUGCAAUUAACAAGUUUAACUAUCCAAUCAAAUUAUUAUAAUGCCUCAACUGAUAUUUUAACAGCAUAUAACGUAGGGUAUUUUACACCUACAAGCUUGCAAAUGCUGGCUAUAGAAAGUCCUAUUAUAUAUGCCGAUGGGACUACAAAUAAACCUGCAGACUUCAUAACCACAAGAACAAGCUGCCCAUUUGAUGAUAAAUUAAGGCGAAGAUUUCCUAAAGGCCAAGGACUGGCUUUUGGGAUUUGUUUUUUUGUAGUAUUAGUAACUGUAAUUGCCACUUUUUAUAUUUGAAAAAAGUGGUGGAAUAUAAACGUUGAGGAGCUUAUAAAAAGCGAAGAAAUUUCAGUUGAAGACAUGAUUGUUGGGGCUACAAUUGUUGUAGAAUUUUUCCAGCUGCUUUCACAGGGUCCUGAUAUUCGACCCUUGAAUUCUUUUCUUGCAAACAUAGGAGAUGCACUGUCGUUAGAUCUCAAAAACUUUUCGAAGCUUGAAGAUGGCGUUUUUUGGUGGUUUGCAGGCUCAAUUAUUACUUUAUGUGUGCUGUGAGCUAUUUUUUGCGUUGAAAUUAUUUUUCAUCUAGAUGAAAAAUUUAAUCGCAUUUGAUUCUUUAGAGAGUUGGGAGUCAUAGCUGAUUACUCGAUGCCAAUUUUAGGAAACUUGUGCUUCAUUCCAUUUAUAUCGAUCCUUUUGGAAAUUUUUGUAUGUGAUCACUCUAUUGGAAAUAACUGAUCGGAUAGCUAUCUCUCUGUUGAUUGCUAUCAGUUCUGUUGGCAAGGCAAUCAUCUUACUUUUGCUAUCUUAUCUGCGCUCUCAUUAGUCUUAUAUGAGCCUUUGGCUGUAUUCUGCAGACCUCUUUGGCAAGAGUUUCAGCAUACGUUGCAUGUGAAAUCAUUUCCUUUAUAUUUGAUGAUUAUAUUAUUGAUGUGUAUUUAGAUUUCCUAUUUUCUAAGCACCAUGCGCUCCACAGCGUUAGCUGUGGGUGGACUCUCUCAGGGCAACUUGAGUCUGAGUUGAAACCAUCCGAUUUUUCGGUCUAGGCAUUUCCCCAAUCGUCUUCCCAAUGUGGAUUGCCAUAAAUCUCCAUUUCAAACCCAGUGACAGCUAACCAAAUCCUUCUUAGCUUAGACCAGAACCCCCUUAAUCGGGAAUCAUCUAAAACUAAAGACCUUCGCCCUUUAGAUUUUUAUUGAGCCUGCCUUUCCUUGCUCACCUGGAUUAGCUUCAAAAGAAAAAUGCAUAGGCAGGGCAGGUCACUCAUCAGCGGCCAUUUUAUGCAUAUUAUAUAUGAUGAUAAAAACAAUUAUACAAGUGAUGCUCAUAGUUCUAAAUAAAACUAUUAAGAGGUCAAAUGAUAUUGCCCAUGGAUUUAUAUUUUCAUUUAUGAUUUUGCUUUAUUUAGCAUUCGUGUGGAGAUUCAAAGCUUAUAAUUAUGGAAGAUUCAACUGGUGGCACCAACUGAGUCUUGUAGGAGUUGCAUGGGUAUCUUGCCUUUCAACAAUAAAUUUCUUAGUUGAAGGAUCGAGUUUUCCAUGAGUUGCUCUAAUUAUAGCUGGAUGGGCAAUCAUAAUUCUUACAGGACUACUUGUCCAAAAGAAGAAAUAUCCAAGCUUGCUAUUCAGAAAGAAGGGAAAAGACACUUCAUCUUUAUUCAAAUUCGCAUUUACUUUUGGAAAGAAAUCUAGAACGCACCAUUUAAAAAUCGAACCUCAAACACUGGAUUUGUUUAAGUCAUAA
Blepharisma stoltei is the source of this 3973-nucleotide messenger RNA. NCBI's taxonomy places the organism in Eukaryota, Ciliophora, Heterotrichea, Heterotrichida, Blepharismidae. The record is from the annotation of a GenBank genome assembly.